AGGCCUUAAAAGAAGUUGUAAAUUUUUCGAAAAAAACCGGUGACUAUGCAAGUUUGUCUGCCAUUGAUUUGAGAGUCAUGGCAUUAACAUAUAUGCUCGAGGUUCAAGUAAAUGGCACGAAACGAUUACGUAAAGAACCUGUUAGAUCUCUCACUCAAUUUGGUGGUGGUCAUGAAAAAGAACAAAAUUUAAAUAUAAAGACAAAAAAAGAUGAAAACGUGAAUAUUAAGGUUGCAUGUAUGACAACUGAUUAUUCAAUGCAAAAUGUUUUAUUACAAAUGGGAUUGAAUUUAGUCUCCAUUGAAGGAGCUCGAAUUAAAAAAGUGAAAAGUUGGGUCCUUCGAGUAACUACCAAUAUGGAAAAGCAAUUUUGCCCUUCUUGCGGUGGCGCCACUUUAAUUCGCACAUCAACUAGUACAGAUAUGAAUGGCAAAAUAACUUAUUAUUUAAAAAAGAAUUUCCAAUAUAAUUUGCGUGGAACAAAGUAUUCAAUACCAGAUCCAAAAGGCGGUCGUCAUGCCAAUAAUCUUAUUCUUCGCGAAGAUCAAAAAGAGUAUCAAAAUGCCUUAAAGAGUCUUCGUAAGCAAAAAGAAGUGGAUAUAUUUGAUCCAGAUUAUGUUCCUAAACUUUUCAUUGGAUCUGGUUCAACUUCUUGCGGUGUUCCAGUGAUCGGUUGUGGUCGUAGAAAUCCCAACGAAGUCAGACGAGGAAAGGGGAAAGGAAAGAAACGAAGAUGA
Molecule: messenger RNA, 737 nt
Organism: Scutellospora calospora
Lineage: Eukaryota; Fungi; Glomeromycota; Glomeromycetes; Diversisporales; Gigasporaceae
Source: the annotation of a GenBank genome assembly